AUGUUCUACCAUCCAAUGAUGUUUGCGAUCCGCGCGUCUAUCAUCAUGUUCCUGUGGCGCAUGAAGGAUAAGCGAAGGAGGAUCAGGUACUCGCUGCAUGCGGUUUGGUGGCUCAAUAUCAUCUAUGGAAUCAGCACCACUCUCGGCAAUAUCCUUCAGUGUACACCUGUGCAGUAUGCGUGGGCCAGACCCGCCAUGGACACUAUGGAUGCCGACGGCAACCUAGUCAAAGGCGGAACAUGCUUCGACUCUCGCACCUUUGUUCUCACAUCUUGCGCGCUCAGCAUCUUCAUGGACGUCAUCAUCAUCCCUAUCCCCUCCAUCAUGGUCUGGAACCUACAAAUGGAGCGCAAGACCAAGAUGCUCGUCGUGAUCGUCAUGUCACUUGGAUGGAUAGCAACAGGUGUAUCAGUGGGCCGCUUCAUCGUCUACUACUACCGCAUCGCGCCCACCAACAAAGACCGAACGUGGGACAUUGGCGUCUCCAUCUCCAUCGCCGAACCCGCUGUGCAUAUCAUGACGGCCUGCGCACCCGCUACGAAACGUCUCUUCCGCUACCUCUUCCCGUACUUCGCUCGCAGUCGCACAACAGGCAACUACUACGAAGACCGCGUGACUACGAACAAGUCCACUGGCGUCCGGCGCAACUUCAACAGGUUCAGCUUCGGUCUGAACAAGGACGAAGAAGAAGGCGCCGAGGAGAUUGGCAUGGCGCCGAAGAAAGAUGGAGAUGUGGAUCGAGGCUUUGGCAUGAAGCGCUUGAGCACAGUGGACUCGCGGGAAGAAUCCAAAGAAGACAAAUCGAGCAUACAUGUUGCGGAAGCGGAGCCGCAGCACUGCUUGGGACUUGCGAAAUGA
This is a messenger RNA of Parastagonospora nodorum SN15, 858 nucleotides long. RefSeq lists its product as hypothetical. The transcript is spliced from 3 exons. NCBI's taxonomy places the organism in Eukaryota, Fungi, Ascomycota, Dothideomycetes, Pleosporales, Phaeosphaeriaceae. The record is from RefSeq and is a predicted model, not a curated record. The coding region runs from base 1 to 858 and encodes 285 amino acids.